CCGCCCCUGCUAACCGGCCGACCAUUUGUGCGAGGUGUUGUCGCGAGAGAGAGAGAGAUGGGAAGCGACAGUGAAGCUGAGAGAUCGCAGAAGGAGAAGGAGAAGAAGAAGAUGCUGGCGCUCGCCCCCAUUGCUAAGCCCCUCGCCGGCAAGAAGCUCGGCAAGCGCACGCUCAAGCUCGUCCGCAGAGCCGCCGAAGACAAAUGCUUGAAAAGAGGCGUGAAGGAGGUUGUCAAAAGCAUAAGACGUGGUCACAAAGGAUUAUGCGUCAUUGCUGGGAACAUAUCUCCGAUCGAUGUCAUCACUCAUGUCCCUAUUUUAUGUGAAGAGUCCGACAUUCCCUAUGUCUAUGUUCCAUCAAAAGAAGAUCUAGCUAAUGCAGGAGCCACCAAGAGGCCUACAUGCUGUGUUUUGGUGCAAACAAAGCCAACAAAGGGUGAAUUAAGCGCCGAGAAACAGGACAAACUGAAAGCAGACUAUGAUCAAGUUGUCAAUGAUAUUUCCGAGCUGACUUCCUCCUUGUUCUGAACGUCGAGAAGAAAUGCAGAAACAACUCUGCUGCCGUUCUUUUUGAGUUCAUACUCUUUGGUUGGAUGUAAACAGUGGUGUUGUAAUGCAGCCACACAGUGGCAAGAUGGAUGUAAACGGAGUAUGGUCAAUUGCUUGUAUUUCUACUGCCUGUAAUGGUGGUGCUAUAUAGGUCAUUAUGACAACCAUUUUUCCGUUUAGACUGGUGAUAAGGAUGGAAGACUGUUCAAAUGUAGGUUUUCUGCAAUUAAAAUGCAGGGGGUUCGGUUUGAACUGCCUCUGUGUUAUGUA
Molecule: messenger RNA, 819 nt
Organism: Rhodamnia argentea
Lineage: Eukaryota; Viridiplantae; Streptophyta; Magnoliopsida; Myrtales; Myrtaceae
Product: H/ACA ribonucleoprotein complex subunit 2-like protein
Exons: 4
Coding region: 58-528 (156 amino acids)
Biological process (GO): rRNA pseudouridine synthesis; snRNA pseudouridine synthesis
Cellular component (GO): nucleolus; box H/ACA snoRNP complex
Molecular function (GO): box H/ACA snoRNA binding
Source: RefSeq, a predicted model, not a curated record